Molecule: messenger RNA, 4318 nt
Organism: Rhinolophus ferrumequinum (greater horseshoe bat)
Lineage: Eukaryota; Metazoa; Chordata; Mammalia; Chiroptera; Rhinolophidae
Gene: MRTFA
Product: myocardin related transcription factor A
Exons: 15
Coding region: 537-3443 (968 amino acids)
Biological process (GO): smooth muscle cell differentiation
Source: RefSeq, a predicted model, not a curated record
GCGGCGACCGUGUCUGUGGUGGCCGCGGCGGCGGCGAGAGCAACCGUCCCAUCUUCCCCUCCCCUUCGGCUCCGCUCGCCACACGCCCUCCGCUCGCGCCGAUUCUCCGCAGCUCCACGCGCCCUGGCUGAACGUUGAGCCUCUGGAGGAGUCGCGCGCUGUCAGAGCAGGAACGGGGACAGCCGCGGAGCCCGGGCCAGGAGGAGAACGAGGCGGUUGCCAUCACGAAAGCCAAGGUGGAUUUCUCCAGUGUCGUGUGCCUGCCCCCUUCCGUCAUUGCUGUGAAUGGGCUGGACGGAGGAGGGGCUGGCGAAAAUGAUGACGAGCCGGUGCUGGUGUCCCUGUCUGCGGCACCAAGCCCCCAGAGUGAAGCUGUUGCCAACGAACUGCAGGAGCUGUCCUUGCAGCCCGAGCUGACCCUGGGCCUCCACCCUGGCAGGAACCCCAACUUGCCUCCACUCAGUGAACGGAAAAAUGUGCUGCAGUUGAAGCUCCAGCAGCGCCGGACGCGGGAAGAACUGGUGAGCCAAGGGAUCAUGCCGCCUUUGAAAAGUCCGGCUGCAUUUCACGAACAGAGGAGGAGCUUGGAGCGGGCCAGGACAGAGGACUAUCUGAAACGGAAGAUUCGUUGCCGGCCGGAGAGAUCGGAGCUGGUCAGGAUGCAUAUUUUGGAAGAGACCUCGGCUGAGCCUUCCCUCCAGGCCAAGCAGUUGAAGCUAAAGAGAGCCAGACUGGCCGAUGACCUCAACGAGAAGAUCGCACAGAGGCCUGGCCCCAUGGAGCUAGUGGAGAAGAACAUCCUGCCUGUGGAGUCCAGCUUGAAAGAAGCCAUCAUCGUGGGCCAGGUGAAUUACCCGAAAGUAGCGGACAGCUCUUCCUUCGAUGAGGACAGCAGCGACGCCUUAUCCCCUGAGCAGCCCGCCAGCCACGAGUCCCAGGGCUCCGUGCCAUCACCCCUGGAAGCCCGAGGCAGCGAGCCACUGCCCAGUGCCACCUCUGUAUCCCCCACUCAGGUUGUGUCUCAACUCCCAGUGGGCCCAGAUUCCGGAGAAACGCUUUUCCUGGCAGAGCAGCCACCUCUGCCUCCCAGCCUCACCAACGGAACUGCGGUCCCUGCCGCCAAGCCCCCGCCCACGCUCAUUAAGCAAAGCCAACCCAAGUCUGCCAGUGAAAAGUCGCAGCGCAGCAAGAAAGCCAAGGAGCUGAAGCCAAAGGUGAAGAAGCUCAAGUACCACCAGUACAUCCCCCCGGACCAAAAGCAGGACAAGGGGGCGCCGCCCAUGGACUCCUCCUACGCCAAGAUCCUGCAGCAGCAGCAGCUCUUCCUGCAGCUGCAGAUCCUAAACCAGCAGCAGCAGCAGCACUACAACUACCAGACCAUCCUGCCCGCCCCGCCCAAGCCGGCCGGUGAGGCUCUGGGGAGCAGUGGGCCGCCCCCCAUGCGCAGCCUCUCCUCCACCAGCUCCAGCUCCAGCCCCGGCGCCUCGGGGCCCAGUGGGCUGGCACGUCAGAACAGCACCUCGCUGCCUGGCAAGCCGGGAGCCCUGCCGGCCAACCUGGAUGACAUGAAGGUGGCGGAGCUGAAGCAGGAGUUGAAGUUGCGGUCACUGCCCGUCUCGGGCACCAAGACAGACCUGAUCGAGCGCCUGCGUGCCUACCAAGAGCAAGUCAGCCCUGCCCCAGGAGCCCCCAAGGCCACUGCUGCCCCCUCCAUUCUGCCCAAGGCUGGCGAGGUGGUGGUCGCCUUCCCGGCAGCCCGGCUCAGCACGGGGCCUGCCCUGGUGGCAGCAGGCCUGGCCCCAGCCGAGGUGGUGGUGGCCACGGUGACCAGCAACGGAGUGGUGAAGUUCGGCAGCACGGGCUCCACGCCCCCCGUCUCCCCCACCCCCUCAGAGCGUUCCCUGCUCAGCACUGGCGAUGAGAACUCCACGCCUGGGGACACCUUCGGAGAGAUGGUGACAUCGCCGCUGACCCAGCUCACGCUGCAGGCCUCGCCACUGCAGAUCCUUGUGAAGGAGGAGGGCGCCCGGGCGGGGUCCUGCUGCCUGAGCCCUGGAGUGCGGGCAGAGCUGGAUGGGCGCGACAAGGACCAGAUGCUGCAGGAGAAGGACAAGCAGAUCGAGGAGCUGACCCGCAUGCUCCGGCAGAAGCAGCAGCUGGUGGAGUGGCUGCGGCUGCAGCUGGAGCAGGAGAAGCGGGCCCAGCAGCCCACGCCCGCCGCUGCGCCUGGCCCCGCUGCCCUGGGCAUCCCCGUGAAGCAGGAGAGCAGCUUCUCCAGCUGCCAGUUGAGCCCACAGCCUCUGGGCCCUGCUCACCCCUUCAGCCCCAGCCUGGCAGCCCCCAAUGCCCACCACGUAGACGCUUGUGCCCCUGUGCCCCCGGCCGUGGUGGUGAAGCAGGAAGCCGUGCUGCCUGAGCCGGAGCCCACGCCCACGCCCCAGCUGCUUCUGGGCCCACAGGGCCCCGGCCUCAUCAAGGGGGUCACUCCUCCCACCCUCAUCACUGACUCCACAGGGACCCACCUUGUCCUCACCGUGACCAAUAAGAACGCGGACAGCCCUGGCCUGGCCAGCGGGAGCCCCCAGCAGCCCUUGUCCCAGCCCGGUUCUCCAGCCCCGGGCCCACCAGCCCAGAUGGACCUGGAGCAGCCGCCACAGCCCCUCUUUGGGACCCCUACUCCUCUGCUGAAGAAGGAGCCACCUGGCUAUGAGGAAGCUGUGACCCAGCAGCCCAGACAGCAGGUGAAGAAGGAGAAUGGUUCCUCGAGCCAACAGAUGGAUGACCUGUUUGACAUUCUUAUUCAGAGUGGAGGUGGACACUGGUGUUCCCACCUCUUGGCUGCUGUGCACAUGGGUGGACAAGCAUCUGCUGGAGUCCCUGCUUUCACUUCUGGGUCAACACCCAGAAAUGGGAUUGGUGGGUCAGAAGAAAUUUCAGCAGAUUUCAAGGAGCCACCAUCCCUGGCAGGGAAAGAGAAGCCCCCCACGACAGCAGCCUGUGGGUCGCCCCUGGCCUCCCAGUCCCCACCUGCUGCUGAACUCCCCCAGGCUGCCCCGCCUCCGUCAGGCUCACCCGCCCUCCCUGGGCGCCUGGAGGACUUCCUGGAGAGCAGCACAGGCCUCCCCCUGCUGACCGGCGGACAUGAGGGGCCAGAGCCCCUCUCCCUCAUCGACGACCUCCACAGCCAGAUGCUGAGCAGCUCGGCCAUCCUGGACCACCCCCCCUCGCCCAUGGACACCUCGGAAUUGCACUUUGCCCCUGAGCCCAGCAGCAUGGGCCUGGACCUGGCUGACGGCCACCUGGACAGCAUGGAUUGGCUGGAGCUGUCGUCAGGCGGCCCCGUGCUCAGCCUGGCCCCGCUCAGCACCACGGGCCCCAGCCUCUUCUCUACGGACUUCCUCGAUGGCCAUGACUUACAGCUACACUGGGAUCCCUGCUUGUAGCUCUCAGGUUUGCUGGGGACGGAGGCGCUGGACAUGGGGGAGCCUCGGGAACUCUCGGGAGUUCGGCUCUCCUGCCUGAUCCAGUCUCUGUGGCUGCGAGUCCUGACAAUCACAGGUCCUGCUUUCCCUCCCUGGCUCGCUGAGACGCUGCCGAGCACCAGCUCUUGGGUCCCACCCUGGGGUCUGGGAGACCUGGAAAGGCCAGGGGCGUCCUAGUUGACCUCCUUUUGUGAGGUCGGAGGUGCCAUCAGGCUGCUGUUUGCUCAGGCAGGCAAAGCGUGAAUCCCCUUCCUUCUCGUCCCUGGGAAGGAAGAAAGAGCUGGGCCUCUGCCUUCCCAUUCCCCGUGACGCCAACUCCAGGGUCCCUGGGAAGGGGAGGGGGCUCCCUGCCAUUUUAGUGUCUUGAUGUAGUGUGACCAUUUAGUGGUUGAUGGCAAACGUUUUCUGUACAGUUGUAUAUACCUCUAUAUUAUAUAUCGCCAUACAUAUAUAUACAUAUAUUUUUUGGGCGGUGGGAGGCGGAUGCAGUCCCCUCCCAUUCUACUGUGCACAUGCAGAAGGGCCUGGAGACCAUCGCUCCCUGAGCCCCACCCAUCACGUGUGUUUGACAUGUAGACACCCUGUCACAGCCUGUCCUCCACCUGUCCUGCUCCUUAUCAGUGCCACAAGGGUCAAGGUGGUCUUGGCCACCCGCCCACAUUCCGUCCCGCUGCCUCACUGCAGCCACCACAGCCCUGAGUCAGGAGGGGGCCUGGCCUCCCUUCAGGCUGUCACUGUCAUUCAUAGGGGGUUGGGGAUGGAGUCACCAAAAGCAGUGCUGGGGCAGAGGUGGGGCAGCUGUGUGACCUUUUUAAAAUAAAAACAAAAACACGGGC